This is a messenger RNA of Gongylonema pulchrum, 1116 nucleotides long. Lineage: Eukaryota; Metazoa; Nematoda; Chromadorea; Rhabditida; Gongylonematidae. The record is from the annotation of a GenBank genome assembly.
AUGAUUCGGGACAUCUUGAAGGGCUUAAUCGUGAUCUGGGACAAAGGACAUCUUGAUCCAAGCGGACUAUUUCUUAAUCCUGACGGGCUCCGUCGUAAAUUGAAAGGGGUUCCAUCAAUUCUAAAAGGCUUCGUGGGCUCCUUUGUGAUCUGGUUAAGCCUCAUUGUGAUCAUUGAGGGUGUCAUUGUAAUCCUGGGGCUCCAUCAAGGUGGUGGAAAAUAUCGUCGUGGUAUCCGGCAGGAUUUCAUGUUUUACGCUUUUUGGUCGGUCUAUUUUCAAUUGAAUUUUCUGCGCUUCAUUGAUUUUUACUCGUUUUUAAUUCAUCUGAACGGCGGAAUCUGUGUAUUUAGUAUCAAAAUUACAGAUUCGCUGAAAUAUGGCGAAUAUAAGCAGUCCACGGAUUUGCAUGUUGUUCGUGUAACCCAAAAGGACAUCCUCAUCGAUGCCGUUAUUUUUCACGAACGCUCAUUGCAAAUCAAUUUUCACUGCUUAUCGGAUAAAGAUCCAAUCUUGGUGAGAUAUGGCCUGGAUAAAUCAACACAGUUGAUCUGGCAUGCCCUGUUGGCCAGUGAUAUAAUCCCGGAGGAGUGCCAAAUGCGUACCGAUGACCGGGAAUUCGUGCUAAAAAAACGCGAUCCAAAUCAGUGGACUUCAGGACUGCUGCAAUGUGGCUCGACGAACUCGUUGUCCGGCGGCCGCUCUUCCUCGGUCACUCGUCCACAUACUUCGCGACCAAGUGUUUCGUAUCGCUAUAGCGGCGUCAGCAGUACAUUGGCAUCAGCAACCAGCGAUCGAGCUGGUCUACCACCAAAAGGACAGUCGUCGAGUACCUCACAUGCUUCCAAGUACCAGCGUACAUCCUAUUAUCCGACAACUCGUGUUGGUUAUUCUCCCCAGUCCUACGUAACAACCACAUUUGGAUAUGGCAGUAGCAGUGCUGCACCCUCGUCAGCAACCUCAACAACACUGCGAUCACGUUCGUCGAGCUCUGUUGUACGAAGCGCAGAUGUCCGUGCACGUGAAGUAUCGCGUCCAGAUAAUCAAAAAAGCUUGAGAUCGACAUCGUCAUCGUCAUUUUCGUCGGCAUCGGCCUCCUCAGCCUCAUCGUAUAUCGUC